Messenger RNA from Onthophagus taurus, 642 nucleotides. RefSeq lists its product as uncharacterized. The record is from RefSeq and is a predicted model, not a curated record. Lineage: Eukaryota; Metazoa; Arthropoda; Insecta; Coleoptera; Scarabaeidae.
AUGUCAAUUUCAUGUAAAUUGUAAACACUACGCUUUAUUGAUUCCUUCCUGUUGAUUCUAUUAAAAAUGUCUUUUAAUAAAGUUGAUGUUUAUAUUUAUUUGAAACGUUUCGAUUUUUCAGAAAAUCCUACCGCUGAAUUUAAACGAAUUCAACUCAAUAAAGAUUUGGAAUACACGAAAUUAAAACAAGAACUCGAAAACUUACUAGAAAUCGAUUUAAGUGAAAAGAAAGUGAUUAAAAUUCGGAAUAAAGAUGGUGUUUUAAUCCCGUUGGGGGAUUUGCAAAAAGGGAAUGAUUUUGAUAAUCCAUUUUAUGUGGAGAUCUUAAAUAUACACCAUACAGUUCCAUUGGCUAAAAACAAUGCGAAUUUAUUACAAGAUGCUUACUUAGAUGCAAUUCGCCAAAAAAUCAAAUCGAUGGAAUCGAGAGUAUCUCAAGCUGAACUUCUUAUUCCUCAACUUCAAUGGAGAAGACAAGCUCACAUGGAUGAAACUGUAAACACUUUAAGUAAUCGUGUGGCUUUUUUGAAUCGUCGAAUUGAUGAGCUCACCCCUGUUGAAUGGAAAUCGAAAAUCCCAGAAACAAUUUCUUAAUUUCACAAUGUACGUUAAUUAAUGAUUAAAAGAAAUAUUUAAAAUUAA